Pseudozyma hubeiensis SY62 is the source of this 525-nucleotide messenger RNA. RefSeq names its product response to unfolded-protein protein. Gene Ontology annotation, biological process: negative regulation of ceramide biosynthetic process; ceramide metabolic process; intracellular sphingolipid homeostasis. NCBI's taxonomy places the organism in Eukaryota, Fungi, Basidiomycota, Ustilaginomycetes, Ustilaginales, Ustilaginaceae. The transcript has a single exon. Bases 1 to 525 code for a protein of 174 amino acids. Gene Ontology annotation, cellular component: endoplasmic reticulum membrane. The record is from RefSeq and is a predicted model, not a curated record.
AUGCUCGAUCAAUCCGCCGGAUUCAACGCCAACGCCGAUUGGGUCAACUACAAGGGCGCAUGGGUGAUCCACGUCGUGCUCAUCCUCGUCGCCAAGAUCCUGCUAGACGUCAUCCCUGCCAUGCAGCAAGAUACAUCGUGGACGCUCGUCAAUCUAGGGUAUAUGGCUCUGUCCUACCUCAUGUUCCACUACGUGACCGGAACGCCGUUCGAGUCCAACGCAGGCGUGUACGAUCAGCUCACCCUGUGGGAGCAGAUCGACGAAGGCGCGCAGUACACGCCGGCGAAAAAGUGGCUGACGUCGGUACCGAUCGGUCUGUUCCUCAUCUCGACGCACUACACGAGGUACAAUCCUUUGCUGUUCAGCCUCAACUUCUCGGCGUUGCUCUUCGUGCUCUUCCCCAAGCUGCCCAUUCUGCAUCGGCUCAGGUUCAAGUUUUUCGCUCCACCACCUACGCCCAGCCCGCAUCCUAGCCAGCCACCUACACCGACGGGGACACGUACACCGAGUCAGGUCGGGUUCUGA